AGCGACGGCGGAUGAAGAACCUACCCAUCCAUUACUUCCAUUAUCUUUCUCCAGCUUCUCGGGUCUUUUCAUUAACAAAACCUUGAAGAAAAAAAAAAAGAAAGAAAAUGAAUCGUUUUGUACUAAAGUCGGUGAUGCAAGGCCUGAUCAAUGGCCGAAGCUAUAGCAUCGGCAAUGAAUACGUGUAUAGGGCCGCCGUAGUUGGGAGAAGCGCGCAGUUGAGUGGACAACAAAACGGCAUCGUGUUUGGAGGGUUUGAGUGGAGAAGGAUGAUGAGCUCUGAACCAGCUUCUGUGGAAAAAGCGCCGUUCGAGAAGGAAGAUAAAAAGGAAAGUCCGGUGACCGAAGACAAGAAGGGGAAGGAAGUGUUGGCGUCAAGUUAUUGGGGGAUUUCAAGGCCUAAGAUCACCAGAGAGGAUGGCACUGACUGGCCUUGGAACUGUUUCAUGCCAUGGGAAACGUACAGGGCGGACGUGUCAAUUGACUUGAAAAAGCACCAUGUACCAAAGAACUUUACAGAUAAAUUUGCUUACAGGACAGUCAAACUCCUGCGGAUUCCUACAGAUAUAUUCUUCCAGAGACGCUAUGGCUGUCGUGCUAUGAUGCUGGAAACAGUGGCGGCUGUCCCUGGUAUGGUUGGAGGGAUGCUUCUGCAUCUGAGGUCUCUCCGUAAGUUCCAGCAAAGUGGUGGUUGGAUUAAAGCCUUGCUUGAAGAAGCAGAGAAUGAGAGGAUGCAUUUGAUGACAAUGGUGGAGCUUGUGAAACCCAAGUGGUAUGAGAGGCUUCUUGUUCUGACCGUGCAAGGAGUCUUCUUUAAUGCCUUCUUUGUUCUUUAUUUGCUCUCUCCCAAACUGGCACAUAGAAUUGUUGGGUAUUUGGAGGAGGAAGCUAUUCACUCUUAUACGGAGUAUUUGAAGGAUAUUGAAAGUGGUGCUAUACAAAAUGUUCCAGCACCUGCCAUCGCAAUAGAUUACUGGAGAUUGCCAAAAGAUGCUACCCUCAAGGAUGUUAUAACUGUGAUUCGUGCUGAUGAAGCUCAUCAUAGGGAUGUUAACCAUUUUGCUUCUGAUAUUCAUUUUCAGGGAAAGGAAUUGAGGGAGGCACCGGCUCCUCUUGGUUAUCAUUAACUCUUGUGAUGGAUUAUGAAUAUUGUUUUAGAGGUUCCUGUUUGAUGCAAACUGGAAUAGUGUAUAUUUCUUUGUUAUAUUGUGAGGCACAUGAUCAAUAAGAGUAUGGAUUGAUAGUUUUCUGUAUGGAAAGAAGAGGGUGAGUGGGGCGUAUGAUAAGUUCCAAAUUUGGAUGAAUUUUUAUGAGCAUUAAUAUUGAAGAAUAUGGCUACUUUGGCAUUUUCUUAUCUUGC
This is a messenger RNA of Durio zibethinus, 1360 nucleotides long. Its product is annotated as ubiquinol oxidase, mitochondrial-like. Gene Ontology annotation, cellular component: mitochondrion. Lineage: Eukaryota; Viridiplantae; Streptophyta; Magnoliopsida; Malvales; Malvaceae. The record is from RefSeq and is a predicted model, not a curated record. Gene Ontology annotation, molecular function: alternative oxidase activity. Gene Ontology annotation, biological process: alternative respiration.